CCGCUUCCUCCACGCUGACGUUUGGAUGACGUUUCAGCUCCAGUUUGUUUCUGUGUUAGCAGCUAAAGGCUGAGUGGACGAAUCUGUUUUCUGUGGUUGUUUUCUCUUUAUUUUCAUAAAAUGACUCCGCGGUGUGAGCACUGUGGGGAGAACGUUAAGAAGAUAAAUCAACAAGUUUCUGUGAUGCGAAAAGAAAUAAAAAAUCUGAGGCAGACGUUGGACGGUGCCGUCAGAGCUCAUCGCAAACAUCUGAUGUCACUUCAGACUGCUAUGUCAAAGAUUGACCUUACUGGCCACGAUAAAAAAGACUGCACACCUUCAUCACCUUCAUUAUCAGCCCAAGAUGCAUUAGAGCAAGGAAAGAUCCGGAUGGUGCCGAUUGGUUACAUCAGUUCCUGUUUUUCCAUGAAGAACGGGACACCCAGGCAGCCAACUAUCUGUGGCACAUCGCGGGCACAGCUGCAAAUCCAGCAGAGCGUUUUUAACAACCCAGAGCAUGCUCUGGUGGGCCUUGAACAGUACUCGCAUGUCUGGAUUAUUUUUCUUUUCCAUAAAAACGGACACCUGAGCUACAAAGCCAAAGUGAAGCCCCCCAGACUGAACGGUCAGAGAGUUGGAGUUUACUCAACACGAAGUCCACACCGACCAAAUUCCCUUGGCCUAACCCUGGCAAAGCUGGAUACAAUUCAAGGUGACACACUGCAUCUCUCAGGAAUUGACAUGAUUGCUGGCACUCCUGUCCUAGACAUCAAACCUUACAUCCCAGAAUAUGACUCUCCCCACACAAGGAGAGUGUUAGACUCACAACAGCAUGAAUCCAACAGAGAUCUACCAACUGUUUCUGAAAACAAGGUGACAAGCAGCUUAAACUUUGAUCUAGACCAAGAUGCUCAAUUUAAGCUAGAAGACAGCAGAAAUGAUAAAGAUAAAGAUGAGGGUCUUUACCUGAGAGGGAAAUCGGAAACAUGUCUUUCUUUAACACACUCACAGACUGCCGGGGCUCAGUUGUUUCUGCCCAGAGAAACUGUCAGUUUGCUGAAAGAAGUCGAGUCCUUUGUAAACAAAGAUGAAACAUCACCACCUGACUGUAAGAGCAAAAACAGAGUUUCAGACUACGUAAAAACCGAACCACCAGCAUUGAUCAUGGACUGGCCCUGCUAUGAUGGGGAUUCUAGUACAACCAUUGCCGAUUGGAUCAGAGAGCCUCUGGUUUCCAGUCUGGAUGUGCACUUUACCCCUAAUGCUCAGAAACAGCUGGAGGAGUUCCUUCCUGCACAUCUGUCAGAACCGUCUGACUGCGAAAGACCCAGAUUUAAGUUUCUGCGCAGUCCAGAGGAGGCCGCCGCUGCCAUCAGGGGGGUGCUCUCGGCAGAUCCCAGAUCAGUUUACAGGAGAACCCGAUGCAGAGACAGACUCUUCUUCUUCACUCUGGACACGGCUGACAUUACUUGCUGGUUUGGACAAGGGUUUGCUGAGGUUCUGCAGGUCCGACCUGCGGGAUCUCAGCGACCCAAGGACCCAUUUUAGUAAAACAACAAACUGCCUGUUAAAUUCUCCUCACUGCAAUGUUUCUGAGGAGACAAACCUUUAAUAUGACAUUCUGGGAACCUGACUAGAUGAAUUUUAGUUUUUUUUCCUGUUAAGUUAAAUAAAAAAUGGUGUGAAAGAUG
This is a messenger RNA of Girardinichthys multiradiatus, 1670 nucleotides long. It is a transcript of the gene trmo, whose product is annotated as tRNA methyltransferase O. The record is from RefSeq and is a predicted model, not a curated record. Lineage: Eukaryota; Metazoa; Chordata; Actinopteri; Cyprinodontiformes; Goodeidae. Bases 121 to 1527 code for a protein of 468 amino acids. The transcript is spliced from 6 exons.